AUGACAUUGCAUCGUUCACCCAUCACUUGUGAAUAUCUGCUGUCCCAGCCAACUCUCACCUCUUCAGAGAAAAUGAGUUUGAGCCACAUAGAGACUGUGUCCCUGAGCCACUCAAGUCCUCAAGAUAGACAGAGAUCAUCCUGGAAGCCGUGGUUGUGCUCAGCAAUAGCUCUUUUGUUUUUCUUCAGUACACUAAUUGUUACUUUAUCCCCACUCAAGCGGAAUGCUAAAGAGUUCUGCAUAGCUAAGUUUGGACCUCUACCCUCAAAAUGGCAAAUGGCAUCACCUGAACCACCUUGUGUGGUUAAGAUUUCUGACUGGGAGCUGAAGAUACUUCAGAAUGGCUUUUACUUAACUUACGGCCAAGUAGCUUUCAAUAGAACCUAUAAGGGAGCAGCUCCUUUUGAAGUGUGGCUACGGAAGAAUAAAAAACUUAUGCAAGUUCUGACAAACAACUCUCAAAUAGAAACGUUCGGAUGGAUUUAUGAUUUACAUGCUGGAGAAACAAUUGACUUGACAUUCAACGAUGAAAACCAGGUCCUCAAAAAUAAUACAUACUGGGUGCUUGCUUUAAUACCAAAUCAUCCAUUCAUCUCCUAGCACUUUGAUUUGGUCUUUUCAUUUUCUUCAGCAUAUGCAG
Octodon degus (degu) is the source of this 640-nucleotide messenger RNA. RefSeq names its product TNF superfamily member 18 (gene Tnfsf18). The record is from RefSeq and is a predicted model, not a curated record. Gene Ontology annotation, molecular function: tumor necrosis factor receptor superfamily binding. Gene Ontology annotation, biological process: T cell proliferation involved in immune response; tumor necrosis factor-mediated signaling pathway. NCBI's taxonomy places the organism in Eukaryota, Metazoa, Chordata, Mammalia, Rodentia, Octodontidae.